GGAGGUACCCUUGAAAUGGCCCUGAGCGGGCGGAAGGGGCGGGGAGUGAGGGAGGACCGGAGACGGGACACGGGAAGGAAUAUCCGGACAGGAACUGAGGCAGGGACAGCGACAAGGGCAGGAGUUACCUUAUGGCUAAAGAAAAUAUAUGGGGAUAUGCCUAUUCCAGAGUAUGAGGUGAAUGAAAGGACAGUGGAUAUUUUGCAUGAAGUUAUGGAGUUCAAUGAAGAGAGAGACAAGGAUGUUACAUUGCUGAUAGAGGACAUGAAGGACCGGGCAACCAAAUACGAAGAAGGUGCUAAGUACUGGCAGGAUAUUCUUGGAGAAAGCUUGGGUCUCUCUGAAGGCAGUCUGUCCCUAGAAGCCAACAAAGACCUCACUGAUCUGGUAGAAAGUGCACUGGAUCUCAACGUGGAGGACACGUCUCUUACCAGCUUCUACAGUGCCAUCAAUAACAUGACCUCAGAAUUGUAUGAAACAAAAUCAGAAAACGAAGAACUGGAACUGGAAUUGAACACCCUCACAAAAAAGCUAACUUCAGCACUGGUGCUGGAAAAGAAGUUAGAGGAGGAUAUUGAAAAAUUAAAAGAAUCACAGGAAGCAGAAAAGGCUGAAGCUGAGAUUCAAUUAAAGGAUUUGAAGUUCCUGGAAAAUAAAUCUGUGGAUCUAAAAAUAAGGAUCAGUGAUGCUGAGGAAAAGCUUGUUGCCAUGGGGAUGGACCAAUCCCUGACACAUGAGGCACUCAUGAAAUCAUCUGAGGAACUGGCUGCACUGGAGAAAGAAAUUGAGCCAUUGAAGAAUGAAGUGGCAUCCUACCAUGAUUUACCUCUUAGCAUUCCCCUGGCACGAGUGAAGGUUGAAGAAGCGAGAAAAGAACUUCAAGCCUUGGAAGAAGAGUUCACGAGGGAGGUCCAGGCUCUGCCUUUUGAGAAGACAUAGCCCAGCAAGCCCCAGUUCACCUCAAGUGGCCUAUGUGGAACAUGUUUUUCUUUCUGUUGCCUCCUUGUACAUAGCAAUGCAUUUCAGAAUUCUUACUGUACCUUGGCAGUUUCCUGCUGUGUUCUUCUCUGUGUUGGCCUUGUGCUUGUAAACUUCACCUACUUUUCAUUAAAUAACCUCCACACUUCCUCUUGUCUUUACAAGUUAUUUUUUCCUCUGUGAUACACACCUGUAAAGCAGCUCUGUGGAUAGUGCAGGUAUAUUUUUAAAACAAAAAAACCCACACAGUAAGACCUUUCUAGAUCUUGCAGAACCAUUCUAGGACAUGAUGGUUUUGAAGUCAGAUUGACCUUAACAAUUCUACCUCAAAUGUCAUCUUCCAUGAGGGCUCCCUGAGCUCUGUUACUUCCAUGCCAUCACCACACCAGCCUUACGCACUUUCAGAAGCGUUUUGCCCACUCCAGCUCUUAGAAGCUGUUUGAUACCAAAGCUGAAAAUCAGCACAUCUCCUGUUGAUUGGGAAAAAGUAAAAUCUGGAAAUAGUGGUAGCACCUGAGGACAUUGAGCAUGGGCUUGUUCGUCCUGGGAAGCAUCCAGGCAGAUAGUGGUGCUCUCAGUGACAAUCUGUUUGCAAUUGGAGUUGCAAGAGAUUAUGGCCAUGACAGCUGCUUCUUCAGUGCAAAAGUUGGUUUUCCACUGAUCUGCAGGAAGAGAGAUUCAAAAUUACACUGGUGUCAAUAAAAUACCACAAGUGUGA
Molecule: messenger RNA, 1696 nt
Organism: Cyanistes caeruleus (blue tit)
Lineage: Eukaryota; Metazoa; Chordata; Aves; Passeriformes; Paridae
Source: RefSeq, a predicted model, not a curated record